Molecule: messenger RNA, 843 nt
Organism: Ambispora gerdemannii
Lineage: Eukaryota; Fungi; Glomeromycota; Glomeromycetes; Archaeosporales; Ambisporaceae
Source: the annotation of a GenBank genome assembly
AUGAAAAGUUGGAGUGCAAACCGGCACUGCUCCCCAAGACUUCCCCAAACCCGAGGGUAUCGCCUUAGAACUCGUAUCAAAUCUGAUAAUGAAACGGCUCCACUCACUGACCCGGAAAAAAGAAAACCCCAGCAAGUAGAAAAGACUAAACAAGAAGAAAGUAAGGCAGCAGGAGAAGAAUCCAGCCAAGCCGAAUUAGCCUUAGAAAAAUUAGAAGAGUUAAAAUCAGAAACCUUAGCGAGAUUACAAGCCAUUCAGCAAGCAGUUAGAACCGGUUUAGAGGAAAUAACUAACCCAACAAAUUCGGCACCUCCCCCACCCAAACCCUCCACCGCUUAUAAUUCCCAAAUUGUUCAGGCCGAAAGCCAAGUCAAAAUUCAAGAAAAGAAAUUAGCCAAACAAAAACAGACCGAGCAAGCCGCCCAACAAAAGGCUCAAUCUCAGCCCACUAAGGCUAACCAACAAGCAGCAGCCGCAGCCCAACAAGAAACUAAACAGGCAGAAAAGGAAUUAGAGCAAACCCAAGAGGAAUUAACCACAGUUCAAGCCUUAUCUCAACAAGCCUUACAAGAAGAGCAAAAAGAAGAUGAGAAACCGAAAGAAACUAAGGAAAAAGACUUAAAUAAAAAACUGGAAGAACUAGUUCAACAAUUACAAGAAAUGGAACAAUCGGCAGCUGCUUCCCAAAAAACCAUGACUAUGUUUAUGCUCUUUUUGAUUAUCUUUUUACUGGAAUAUGUCGUUUAUAAAAGAAACGGAUUACCUGGUUUAGUUAUUUUAAAUGUUCUCUUAGCUGUCGCUUAUUAUCACCGGGAUACUUUACAAGAAUAUAGCGAAUUAUGA